Camelina sativa (false flax) is the source of this 636-nucleotide messenger RNA. Its product is annotated as putative cysteine protease RDL6. Gene Ontology annotation, molecular function: cysteine-type peptidase activity. Gene Ontology annotation, biological process: proteolysis. Lineage: Eukaryota; Viridiplantae; Streptophyta; Magnoliopsida; Brassicales; Brassicaceae. The record is from RefSeq and is a predicted model, not a curated record.
AUGGAUAGCGGAAAUAAAGGAAAGGGUAAAGGAAAAAAAGUUCCGGAAGCUCCACCAACGAGAAAGGUUUCUACCGGAGGAGCGAGUACAUCAGAGCCUGAUUCUUGGGAUUGGGGAAUGUAUCCCGGUGUAAUCGACCGUGUCCUCGAUCAAGUAAAUCAAGCCACCUGUUGGGCAAUCCCAAUAGUGAGGGCAGUGCAAGCUCUUUUGAACAUUGGUGUCGGUUUGCAGCAGCAGAUUCAACUGUCAGUGCAGCAUAUGGUCAACAAUGUGGUCUUUUGUCCAGAUCAAGGCGUCGCCAACAUCAAAUUAUCUUUAAAUUUCAUGAAGAACUUUGGAGUUUGUGUAGAAAGUCAGUGUUGCCACCGUGGUGAGCUACAAAGGAGAAAAUGCAAACAUCCAAAGGUUCACUGCUACACAGUAGACAGCUACAUUUACAGCGCUGACAUUGAAGAUGAAGAUCUUGUAGAAAUAGUUCGAAGGCAACCUGUUGCAGCCUUCAUGUCAUUUACUGAUGAACUAUUAGACUACGACAUCGAUAGAAACUGGAUGUUUCAUCGUGAUCGUACCGAAGAUGGACUUUUCACUCCCAUGCAUACUGUUCUUAUAGUAGGUUAUGGACGUCACAACGGAUGA